AUGGCCGGAGUCGGGAAAGCGGCGGCGGUGACUGGGACGGCGGUAAAGCCCAUCUUCAGCCGGGACCUGAACGAGGCCAAACGGCGCGUGCGAGAACUGUACCGCGCUUGGUUCCGAGAAAUCCCAAAUGCAGUGCACCUCUACCAGCUGGACAUCACAACGAAACAGGGGCGUGAUAAGGUCCGGGAGAUGUUUCUGAAGAACGCCCAUGUCACAGACCCCAGAGUCAUUGAUUUGCUAGUUAUUAAGGGGAAAAUGGAACUCCAGGAGACUAUUCAUGUAUGGAAACAGCGGACUCACAUCAUGAGGUACUUCCAUGAGACAGAAACACCACAGCCCAAGGAUUUUCUCUCCAAGUUUUAUGCAGGUCAUGAUCCUUGAGCCAAACAGACUUUGUGGAGCUAUAACUCUGUAUUUUCAGUUGCUUUUGAUGCAAAUAAAGCACUGAAUACUGAAGAGCCCUUCAGAAGGAAAGUAUCCGACAAA
Molecule: messenger RNA, 486 nt
Organism: Euleptes europaea (tarantolino)
Lineage: Eukaryota; Metazoa; Chordata; Lepidosauria; Squamata; Sphaerodactylidae
Gene: NDUFA6
Product: NADH:ubiquinone oxidoreductase subunit A6
Exons: 3
Coding region: 1-381 (126 amino acids)
Biological process (GO): response to oxidative stress
Source: RefSeq, a predicted model, not a curated record